AAUGCCAUGCGCAAUAAUAUAUUCCAAAAUGGCGGAGGUAGAUGAUGGAGAAAGCGAGGGUAGGGUACGUUAUUUUCCGGAAGGCAGCUUGCUUAACACCAUGAUCCUCUCCAUCACCGACUCAGAGAAACGGGCGAGCGAAUACAUAAAGGAGCCCUUUACAGUUUACCUCAUCGAAUCAAAGUACAUAGAUGGGGGGCCCCCAGCUGGUGACCCAGAUAUGUCAUGUAAUCUAUGGCGGAGGUACAGUGAGUUUGAACUCCUUCGCAACUACCUGGUUGCAACCUAUCCUGCUGUGAUUGUGCCUCCUUUACCAGAAAAGCGAAUCAAUCUAUCAGCUCUUAGACUUGCUGCUGACAAGUUUGACCCUGACUUUAUUGAAAAACGAAGAACUGGAUUAGAGAAUUUUCUUCUAAGAUGUGCAGCACAUGGCCAGCUAUCACAGGAUCCUAUUUUUUUAGGUUUUCUUAACAUGGUUGAGGGAUGGAAGGACAGUGUUUAUGCAACUAAUUUUAAUAGCAAGGUUGACUCAAGAUUACGGAGCCUCAGUGCAUCAAUUAGUCUAAAGAAGCCGGACAGGAGAUUUGAGGACAUGAAACACUAUGCUGACAACCUGGGCACUAGUGUUGCAUCAAUGCUUAAAGUCAGACAGCAUAUCAUAGAAUCAACAUUUUCCCUUCACAAGAACCAUGCUGGAUAUGGCAAAACUCUCAGUGAAUGGAGCACACUUGAAAAAGAGAUGGGUGAUGGAUUACAGAAAGCUGGCCACUAUAUGGACAGGUUAUCAGCUUCUGUGGAUAAUGUGUUAGAAGAUGACGAGCUGACAUUUGCAGAUCCCCUCAAGGAAUACCAGUUAUUUGCUGAUGUUCUAAAAAUGGUAGCAAAGAAACAGUGGCUCCGUCAGUAUGAUCUGGAAAAAGCUGAGGAAGCAUUAUCUGCAAAAAACAAGCAGAGGCAAGACCUGGAAACACAAAAACAAGCUGUAGCUGCUGCCACCCCCGUACCCAAAACCAGCAACUUCUCUUUCAAGGGUCUCUCCUCCAUGAUAUUCGGAGCGGAGACACACGACACCCUUGAAGGGAAGAGUAGCGUACUUGAUGAGCAAAUACAAGAAGCUGAGGCGGCAGUGGAGGCGAAGAGGGACGACCUGGAAUUAUUUGUAAAGGAUGUCAUGACAGAUUAUGAACGCUUCAAGAGACAAGAGGUCAGAGACCUGAAGGCCAUUUUAGCCGCUCAUGUAAAGACACAGAUUAAGCUGUGUAAAAUGGGGAUGUCAACGUGGCAGAACAUGAAAGAGACCGCACAGUCAUUGUAAAUAAUUUUAAUACAAACUUCAGCAUCAACUAAGCGGCUUUAUAUAGUUUAGUAUUCGGUUCAAGUUCUACAGAAUCUAUAAUUCAUUCUCUUAUUUUCAAUCAUCCAAGUGACGCAAUCAUUACGAUAGCUUAUAUUCCAUAAUUUGUAUUAAAACGAUAGAGUUGCUAGAAUCAAAUAAAACCUUGAUAAAACUGAA
This is a messenger RNA of Nematostella vectensis (starlet sea anemone), 1513 nucleotides long. Its product is annotated as sorting nexin-4. The record is from RefSeq and is a predicted model, not a curated record. NCBI's taxonomy places the organism in Eukaryota, Metazoa, Cnidaria, Anthozoa, Actiniaria, Edwardsiidae. Gene Ontology annotation, biological process: protein transport. The transcript has 15 exons. The coding region runs from base 2 to 1315 and encodes 437 amino acids. Gene Ontology annotation, molecular function: phosphatidylinositol binding.